CUGCUUACACAUCGCAUUAGCGUUCCUCAACCCCACCAUCGAUGACGUACCUAGGUAGCCGACUUCGACCGCCACCAGAAAGGACGGCGUCUUUUCGGACGGAACUAAUAAGCCGCCGUUCUCCAAUCAUGCGCGCUGGAGACGACAUCGAUGCCCGUUAUUCUCGGCCGACGGUUCCUGGCUUACUCAACCCAGGGCAUUGGUGCCGUCAUUAUCCUGCCAUAGUCGUCGCGCCCCUCGCUCCGCUCGUUCGACUCCGACUUUUCCUCAAAGCCGAUCAGCCUCUAAUUGUUGAUACCUGGGGUGUGAUCGCCGCUGGGAAUUGGUUUUCGGAUUUCGUGCUUUCGCUAGUUGCUAACCCGGCUGUUUGGGCGGACGGCAAGCUUCUGCUAGAGGACCCGUUGUGUUCCACACCACCAUUGUUCUUCGAUAGCAGCGUUGAACCACGCGGCCGCUAUGGAGGAAGAAGACUAUGACAUUUUACGAAACGAAGCCGAUGCAGACCCCCGGAGAUAUUCACAAUGGGAUACAGCAGAGCAAUUUCACCGCCAGUAUCAGGAAAGGCACAGCCAUGAUCCGAGCUAUGAAGAGCGAAUUCGAACCCAAUCCAACCCACAAGUAGAAGAAGAGACCACAUCGCAACGCAAAGAAGCCGAAGCGCCGCUUUCGCGACAGACCAGUUCAUCCUCGUCAUCCGGUUCCUCUACGUCUACCGACUUACGGCCACACUCACCACAACUGCAAGAGAUACGGACACAGACUACAGCACCGCGAACGAACAGAGGGCGCACUGCUUCUACGACAGGGUCUCUAUAUCGGCAUCCCACAGAACGUAAUCCCGAGGCCAUCAGCCGCAUUGAGACACACCGCUCCCAACAUGCGCAGACAGUCGGUGAGAGAGCCAUCCAGUCCCGCUUGACCCAAACCCUCAGUCGGCGCAAAACGCAAAGGCCGCUCCCACCGAUGGGCGCCGGGAAGCCGUAUCCGCCAGAUCUUCCUGAACGAGAAGAGUACGUUGUUGAGUACGACAGCGCAGAUGACCCUCUGCAUGCACAGAAUUGGCCGAUGAAGAAGAAGUUGGGCAUAGGGGCGAUCCUUGCCUUUGAUGCGAUAAGUGCGACGAUGGGGAGCAGUAUCUUUAGUAGCGCCACUCGGCCCGUGGCGCAGGAGUUUGGGGUCGCGGCGGAGGUGGCUACGCUAGGCACGAGUUUCUUCGUUUUUGGAUAUGCGUUUGGCCCGCUACUCUGGGCUCCCUACUCCGAAUUGUAUGGUCGGAAACCGCCUCUCAUCGUCUCCGCCUUUGGCUUCUCCGUUUUCAGCGUCGCGGUCGCGGUGGGAAAGGAUCUCCAGACUGUUCUCAUAUGUCGCUUCUUCGCCGGUCUCUUCGGUUCAUGUCCACUUGCGGUCGUCGCCGCCGUCUUCGCGGAUAUGUUUAACAACAAGCUGCGUGGCUUGGCCGUCGCCGUCUUCUCUGCCACUGUCUUCAUGGGACCUUUGCUCGCGCCCUUCAUAGGCGGCUUCAUAACAAUAAGCUACCUCGGAUGGCGCUGGACGGAGUACAUUUCGUCGAUCAUGGGCUGGACGUCCUUCGUGCUGCUCUUGCUGUUCCUCGAGGAAACUUAUCCGCCGGUCGUGCUUGUGAGCAAGGCUGCGGAACUCAGGAGACGCACGAAGAAUUGGGGCAUCCACGCCAAGCAGGAAGAGAUCGAGGUCGACUUUCAAGAGCUGAUUAUUCGGAACGUGAGCCGGCCUAUGCGCAUGCUUUUCACGGAGCCGAUCAUUUUGCUCAUCACGAUUUACAUGUCGUUUAUCUACGGUCUUCUCUACCUCUUCCUCACGGCCUACGCCCUCGUCUUCGAAGGCCAAUAUGGCUGGAACGCGGGCGUAUCCGGCCUAGCGUAUUUCGGUAUGAUUAUGGGUGAGCUGAUCGCUUUCGUGGUCAUCUUCUUCGAUAACCCGCGCUACGUGAGGAAGCUGGAGGCGAAUAACAACAUUCCGGUUCCCGAAUGGCGGCUGCCGAUCGCGAUGGUAGGCGGGGUGUUAUUCUCCGCCGGUCUCUUCUGGUUUGGCUGGACGGGCUAUACAGGGCGCGUGCACUGGAUCGUCCCCGUGCUCUCAGGCCUCUUCACCGGCUUCGGCAUCUUCUCCAUCUUCCUCUCGCUGCUAAACUACAUCGUCGACGCGUACCUCAUGUUCGCCGCCUCCGCCAUCGCAGCAAACACCUUCAUGCGCUCUCUUUUCGGCGGCGUUUUCCCGCUCUUCGCCACGUACAUGUUCGACGGCAUGGGCAUCCAAUGGGCGUCUACAUUACUCGGCUGCGUCGCCUUCAUCUGCAUCCCCAUGCCCAUCGCCUUCUACCUCUUCGGCAAGAAGAUCCGCGCUAAGUCCACGUUCGCGCCUGCGCCGGAUAUCGAGCAGGAUAAGCGGAGGGACGAGGAGGCUAGGGUGGCGGGGAGUGAGGGCGAGGUGGCGAGCCAGGGGAGUGAGGAGAAGGAGAGGACGGAGUGAGGGUGGGGAGUCAACGGAUGCCGAGGGCUGUGGUAACCCCAAGGGAUUGGUUUGGGAAAGUGGAAUUGUGGGGAUCAAUAAUGUGUGGAUGGAGUGCGGAAAUGCUUGCGAAUAGUUGAUAUGAUGGUCUAACUGUGGUUUUCGCAAAAUGCCUGGAACUCCCCAGUUUCCAAGUAUUGCACUACCGUACAUAAGUCCUUCAGUGCGCCUCACAGAUCACUAUGCGGACGAGAGUAGUGAAGAGAGCAGCUUUUCGAUAUACGCAACACU
Molecule: messenger RNA, 2778 nt
Organism: Trematosphaeria pertusa
Lineage: Eukaryota; Fungi; Ascomycota; Dothideomycetes; Pleosporales; Trematosphaeriaceae
Product: MFS general substrate transporter
Exons: 5
Coding region: 457-2508 (683 amino acids)
Biological process (GO): transmembrane transport
Molecular function (GO): transmembrane transporter activity
Source: RefSeq, a predicted model, not a curated record